CGAACCUUCAGCUUAGCAGUUGUAAGGGGAAACACGCAAAAAUGGCCGAGACUCUGACUCUGCGCGCUACCCUGAAGGGCCACGCCAACUGGGUGACGGCCAUCGCCACCCCUCUGGACCCCACGUCCAACACUCUCCUGUCUGCUUCUCGCGACAAGACCGUGCUGGUCUGGGAGCUGGAGCGCUCUGAGUCCAACUAUGGCUACGCCAAGAAGUCUCUGCGCGGCCACAGCCACUUCGUGCAGGACGUCGUCAUCUCCUCUGACGGCCAGUUCUGCCUGACUGGCUCGUGGGACGGCACCCUGCGCCUGUGGGACCUGAACACCGGCUCCACCACCCGCCGCUUCGUGGGCCACACCAAGGAUGUCCUGUCCGUUGCCUUCUCGGUGGACAACCGCCAGAUCGUGUCGGGCUCCCGCGACAAGACCAUCAAGCUGUGGAACACCCUGGGCGAGUGCAAGUACACCAUCGGCGAGCCCGAGGGCCACACCGAGUGGGUGUCCUGCGUGCGCUUCUCCCCCAUGACCAACAACCCCAUCAUCGUCUCCGGUGGCUGGGACAAGAUGGUCAAGGUGUGGAACCUGACCAACUGCAAGCUCAAGAACAACCUGAUCGGCCACACCGGCUACGUCAACACCGUGACCGUGUCGCCCGACGGCUCCCUGUGCGCUUCCGGCGGCAAGGACGGCGUCGCCAUGCUGUGGGACCUGGCUGAGGGCAAGCGCCUGUACAGCCUGGACGCCGGCGAUGUCAUCCACUGCCUGUGCUUCUCGCCCAACCGCUACUGGCUGUGCGCUGCCACCCAGUCCACCAUCAAGAUCUGGGACCUGGAGAGCAAGAGCAUCGUGGACGACCUCCGCGUGGACUUCUCCAGCACCAUCACCAGCAAGAAGGCCCAGGUGCCCUACUGCGUGUCGCUGGCCUGGUCGGCCGACGGCUCCACCCUCUACUCGGGCUACACCGACGGCCAGAUCCGCGUCUGGGCCGUUGGCCACUCCCUGUAAACGGGGUGUGCGGGAUGAGCUCGUGACUGGGGAGGCUGCCCGGCGCCGGCGCCGGCUGCAGUCGCCUGGGCAUCGGCCUAGCUGUUGCUGUACGUGAUGGCGGGCUGUUUGUAACAGUUGGUUGCUCCC
Molecule: messenger RNA, 1133 nt
Organism: Astrephomene gubernaculifera
Lineage: Eukaryota; Viridiplantae; Chlorophyta; Chlorophyceae; Chlamydomonadales; Astrephomenaceae
Source: the annotation of a GenBank genome assembly